Molecule: messenger RNA, 2328 nt
Organism: Rhodofomes roseus
Lineage: Eukaryota; Fungi; Basidiomycota; Agaricomycetes; Polyporales; Fomitopsidaceae
Product: tryptophan synthetase
Exons: 12
Coding region: 88-2184 (698 amino acids)
Biological process (GO): L-tryptophan biosynthetic process
Cellular component (GO): cytoplasm
Molecular function (GO): tryptophan synthase activity
Source: RefSeq, a predicted model, not a curated record
CGAAACCGCCUCCACUCCUCCCACCACACAUAAAAGCUGCCAGGCCCGUGUGCAGCAUCCCAACUCUCCCAUCAGACCAGAAGCAGAAUGGACGCUCUCAAGAAAGUAUUCGAGGCCAAAAACCACGCCACUAGCCCUGCGCUGGUGACCUUCGUCACCGCAGGAUAUCCAACACCAGAAGACACAGUGCCAAUACUGCUUGCAAUGCAGGAGGGUGGAGCGGACGUCAUUGAGCUAGGCGUACCCUUCUCAGACCCUGUGGCAGACGGCCCGACUGUCCAGGAGACGAAUGUCAUUGCACUUCAACACGAUGUGCAAUACCCACACUGUCUAGGCAUAGUGCGGGAGGCACGGAACAAGGGCCUCACUGUACCCGUACUGCUCAUGGGCUACUGCAAUCCGCUGCUUGCGUACGGUGAAGACAAGGCUAUUCAAGACGCUGCUGAAGCAGGAGCCAACGGCUUCAUCAUGGUCGAUCUUCCACCAGAGGAGGCUAUCACGUUCCGAGAGAAAUGUAUCAAGUCAAAUCUGUCAUUUGUCCCACUUAUUGCACCUUCGACGUCAGAGCGUCGUAUCGAGUUCCUCGCCUCUAUAGCGGAUUCGUUUAUCUACGUCGUUUCCAAGAUGGGCACCACGGGCUCUUCAGUGACAGGCACGAUGAACAGCGCCCUUCCAGACCUCAUCUCCCGCGUGCGCGAAUACACCGACAUCCCACUCGCCGUCGGCUUCGGCGUCGCAACCCGUGAACACUUCGACCUCGUCGCCGACGCAGGCGCAGAUGGUGUCGUCAUCGGCAGCCGCGUCAUCAACGUCAUCAAGAACGCGCCCCAGGGCGAGAUCGCGAAGACUUUGGAGGCGUACUGCCGCGAGAUCAGCUUGAAGGGCCAGCCCCCAAGGCGGCCGCACCUCAACGCUACACGCAGUUCCGCCUCUCGCGUCAGCAAGGCAAGCAAGGUCACGGAGGAGAUCAAGAAGUCCGGGCUCCCACCGCGGUUCGGCCAGUUCGGUGGCCAGUACGUGCCCGAGGCGCUGUGGGAUUGUUUGGUUGAGCUCGAGGAGGUGCACCAGAGCGCGAUGAAGGACCCCGAGUUCUGGAAGGAGUUUGAGAGCUUGUAUGGUUACAUGAACCGACCGUCGAACUUGUACAAGGCGGAGCAGCUCACGAAGCAUGCUGGUGGUGCGACGAUCUGGCUGAAGCGAGAGGAUCUGAACCACACAGGCUCACACAAGAUUAACAAUGCCAUUGGCCAGAUUUUGUUGGCGAAGCGGUUAGGAAAGACGCGUAUAGUGGCCGAGACAGGCGCAGGACAGCACGGUGUCGCGACUGCCACUGUCUGCGCUCGUUUCGGGCUGGAGUGUGUCAUCUACAUGGGUGCAGAGGAUGUCAGGCGACAAGCACUGAACGUCUUCCGCAUCCGCAUGCUCGGUGCUCAGGUCAUCCCCGUCGAUUCAGGUUCAUGCACACUCAAAGACGCGGUCAACGAAGCCAUGCGCGACUGGGUGACCAACCUCUCCGUCACGCACUACCUCAUCGGCUCCGCCAUCGGCCCGCACCCCUUCCCGACGAUCGUGCGCGACUUCCAGCGGAUCAUCGGCAAGGAGAUCAAGGAGCAGCUGCACGCGGAGAUUGGCAAGCUGCCUGAGGCCGUCGUCGCGUGUGUCGGCGGUGGCAGCAAUGCCAUCGGCACCUUCUAUGAUUUCAUCCCAGACAAGAGCGUCAGGCUCAUCGGUGUCGAGGCCGGCGGUGAAGGUCUGGACGGUGACAGGCAUUCGGCAACUCUUAGCAAGGGUGUUGCAGGCGUGCUCCACGGUGUCCGAACAUACAUUCUUCAGUCGAGCGCAGGCCAGAUUGUCGAGACGCACUCCAUUAGUGCAGGCCUCGACUACCCUGGCGUUGGUCCCGAGCAUGCCUGGCUGAAGGACUCGGGUCGCGCCGAGUACGUCGUCGCGACCGACGAGCAGGCGCUGCGCGGCUUCCGCAUGUGCACGCAGCUAGAGGGUAUCAUUCCUGCUCUGGAAUCGUCGCAUGCCGUGUGGGAGGGUGUGCUGUUAGCGAAGACGUUGCCGAAGGAGGCCAACAUCGUCAUCUGCUUGUCGGGUCGUGGGGACAAGGACGUGGAGCAGAUCUCACAGCUACUCCCCGGAAAGUGGGAAGACGUUCUGGACUGGCACAUAACGUCGUGAAUGGGAUCGCUGCUCUAAUAUGUUCAUAUGCGUGGGGAUUGUCGAAGUGCACAAUGUAUGUACGCAAUAGAUGAAUGAAGACUGUAGUUCUGUUUUCGUGUUGCACGUACGAGGGUCCUCUACUAAUCCCUACAUUUGAUGAAU